Molecule: messenger RNA, 2460 nt
Organism: Dracunculus medinensis (Guinea worm)
Lineage: Eukaryota; Metazoa; Nematoda; Chromadorea; Rhabditida; Dracunculidae
Source: the annotation of a GenBank genome assembly
AUGGAUGGCGCUUCAACGACGAGCAAUUCGAAAGAAACGGGAAGCAGUGACACUGCUUCAACUUCUUAUCACAAUUAUCCAGAAAUGAACGCUGAACAAGAAUUUUUUCUUUAUGAGCUCGAGACAACAGAUUCCGGAAGUGUUGGGCUUGUUUUGAGAGCAAUAUAUGAUUGUGGUGAUGUACAUAAAUUUUCUCGUGCACUUGAACAUCGUAUUCAUCAAUAUGAUAAAAAUAUUCAAAAAAUAUGUUCUUAUCAUUACCAGAGUUAUAUCGAAUCUGUGAAACAACUUUUGCAGCUUAAAUCUCGUUGUGGUGAAAUUAAAAAAGAUGUAAUAGCUAUAGAUGAUUCUGUUCAAGAAUAUAGUCGUGAAUUGCAAAAACGAAGUUCUGAAAUCGUUCGCUAUAGAAGACUUCAAAAAAAUGCUAAUACUGCUAUAGAUCAUAUUUCUAUGUGCUUACCAGUUUUGGAAAAUUGUGGAAAAUUGCAUGAACUCAUGAAUCAAAAAAAAUAUUAUCAAGCCUUGAAAGUGUUGGAAGAGUUAGAGCAUACUUAUCUAAUGCAUGUUGAUAAAUAUAGAUUUACACAAAAUUUGCAAAAAGCCUUAGCACCUGUUCGUGAACAAAUUAAAGAAAAAUCGUUUUCUGAAUUUACUGAUUUCCUCGAAAAUAUCAGGAAAGUUUCUGAUCGAAUCGGUCAACAUGCUUCAAAGUGUACUGCUGAACAACAUUCGUUUGGAAUGUCUGAAGCGGAACGCAACAGAAGAAUCCAAGAAGAGGCAAAGCGAAAUGCGUUGAAUGUUGAUAUCGAACUAUCAUCUGAUGGUUCAAUCGUCAAGAAAGAAAAAAAUGAACGAAAAACAAAUCAAAUACCAAUGUUAGAAGAGGACGAAUUAAUGAGUGCUCAGGAUCUUAUUGAUUUUACACCAGUUCAUCGUUGCUGUCAAAUUUUCAAUGUUCUUGGUGAUAGAGAAGUUUUCGAAACAUAUUAUAGGAAACAACGUAAAGAGCAGGCUAUGGUAGUAAUCAGACCUCCAAAUAAACUAGUAAAAUCAAUCCAUUCAUACGUUCGGUAUUUGGAUGAAAUCAUUGGAUUUUUCGUCGUGGAGGACCAUAUAAUGCAAACUGAACCGAGUUUAGUAACAGCUGCAUAUAAAGAUCAAUUGUGGGAGAUGGCAUUGCAACAAGUGAUAACAACAAUGAACGCUCAUUUUGGAGGCUGCUUGGAUGUUGAAAUGAUGAUAAAGAUGAAGAAGGUAAUCCUUUUGUUUGCAAUGACUAUGAAGAGCUAUGGCUUCAGUAUCGGAUCAUUGUACACAUUGCUGCAGAAUUUCAGAGACCAGUAUAAUGAAAUAUUAAUGCGCGAAUAUUGUGCACAGUUUGAACGAGAUUUAGAAAACGACAAUUAUACACCGAUUACUGUUGGAAAUGAUGAGGAAUUCAAGUCCAUCAUUAAACAAUUUCCAUUUUAUAAACGAGGACUGGACCAAGAAGCCUUUCCUCGUACAUUUCCUUUUUCCAAAUUUGUUCCAACAGUAUACGCUCAAUCAAAAAAUUAUUUAAUUGGAUGUCUCAAAUUCAUGGAACAUUUGCAACUAUCACCAACUGAGGUUGAUGAUACAGUUCGGCGGUAUGCUAAUAUUCUUUUGGCACGAUGGUCAGGUUCCUUGAAAAGUUUUGUUUUCUUAUUUCAGUUGGUACAAAUAACGAUUAAUAUUGGUUAUCUCGAAAAAUCUUGCGAAUCUCUGGAACAUUAUAUUAGCAAGUUGACUAAUAGAAAUAAUACGUCAGGAAUAACCUCAGGUCAUCUUGUAACGCUGAAGGAUCAAGUUUUCCGCGAUGCUCGCUCAGAAGUUGAGCAAAGAAUUGAUGAAGCCCUUCAUGAUAAAGUAGAUGCAUUCUUCGAGCUUGCUAGCUAUGAUUGGGAGCUGCCGGAUUCGAGUGGUAGGGCUAGUGAUUUUAUUACCGAUUUGAUCAAAUUUCUUGAAACAACAUUUUUAUCUUUCACUAAUCUUCCAGCGCUUCUUGCUCGACACGUUUGUAUGCAGGUUUGUAAAUAUGUGGCGAAUCGUUUAACUGAUAUGUUAUUAUCACCAGAUUUAAAAGCUGUAUCAACAGGUGCCUUGGAUCAAUUCGACCUCGAUGUAAUUCAGUGCGAACUUUUCACUUCACAAUGUCCUGUAGCAGGUCUUGAGGAUGGAACGUUAUCAAUGACAUUUGCAAGUCUUCGCCAGUUGUUAGAUUUGGUGAUGAAAGCGGACUGGUCGACAUAUUUGGCAGAUUACGGUAAAGAAGCAAGUAAAUAUUCAAGAGUUAAGGCAUCAACUGCUAUCGUGAUUCUGGAAAAAUUAAUUGAGUUCGAACGUAAAUCUUCCAGUUUUUUCGCGAAGGGCCGCGAAAAAGAUAGAAAGAAAUUGUUGGAUACAAUCCUUCGCCAAUUACGAGCACUUGCGAAUCAAUAA